Solanum tuberosum (potato) is the source of this 1779-nucleotide messenger RNA. RefSeq lists its product as uncharacterized. Gene Ontology annotation, molecular function: nucleic acid binding; zinc ion binding. Gene Ontology annotation, biological process: DNA integration. Bases 1 to 1779 code for a protein of 592 amino acids. The record is from RefSeq and is a predicted model, not a curated record. Lineage: Eukaryota; Viridiplantae; Streptophyta; Magnoliopsida; Solanales; Solanaceae. The transcript has 4 exons.
AUGAAUUCUGAAACAAGCUUCUUAACUCCACCAGUCUUCAAUGGUGAGAAUUAUCAAGCUUGGGAAAUUAGAAUGAUGGUUCAUCUUGAAGCGCUAGAUCUCUGCGAAGCAGAAACUAUUAAAGACUAUGCAGACAAACUACUCGACUUGGCAAACAAGGUGAGACUGUUCGGUAAGGAUUUCACUGAUGAAAGAAUUGUUCAAAAGAUUCUUGUUACACUUCCUGAGAAAUAUGAAGCCACAAUUUUUUCUUUAGAGAAUUCUAAAGAUUUGUCAAGCGUUACCUUGGCAGAACUUGUUAAAGGUUUGCAGGCAUUAGAGCAAAGGAGAUUAAUAGGGAAACAAGGUUCUGUUGAAGGUGCUUUUCAAGCUAAUUCACUGAACAACAAGUCAAACAAAGGAAGGAAAAAGAACAAGACGCAGAGGCCAAGCAUUAAUUACAACAAACAUGGAGGAAGUCAGCCUCCCUGCCCUCAUUGCAAAAAGACAAAUCACUCUCAACAGAAAUGUUGGUGGAGACCAGACGUCAAGUGCAACAAAUGUGGUCAAUUAGGCCAUGUGGAGAGGGUAUGCAAGUCACAACCGCAACAAGAAGAAUCUAAGGCUGCAGUAAAUCAAUAUCAAGAAGAGCAAUUGUUUGUAGCAACUUGUUUUGCUAGCAAAAACGCUUCUAAAAGUUGGUUAAUUGAUAGUGGAUGCAUAAAUCAUAUGACCAGCAACCAAGAACUCUUUAAAGAUCUAGAUAGAUAUUUUAUUUCCAAAGUGAAAAUUGGAAAUGGAGAAUAUCUUGAUGCGAGAGGCAGAGGAACUGUUGCAAUUGAAAGCCUUACAGCAAUUAUCAAGUUGGAAAAUAACUCAGAACUAUGGCACAAAAGACUCAGACAUUUUCAUCACGAUGCUAUACUCUUCAUGAAAGAAAAUAAACUAGCAAAAGGUCUUCCAAGCCUUGAGAAGAACCUGUCUGCUUGUGAAGCUUGUCAGUAUGGGAAGCAAGCAAGGUUGCCUUUUCAGAAUUCAUCAUGGAGGGCAAAGCAGAAUCUGCAACUUAUUCACACGGAUGUAGGCGGACCUCAGAAAUCACCAUCUUUAAAGGGUAGUAAGUACUAUAUUGCCUUUAUUGAUGAUUGUACCAGAUAUUGUUGGAUUUAUGUUUUGAAUUAUAAAUUUGAGGUCGCUGAUGUAUUCUGGAAAUAUAAGGCUUUUGUGGAAAAUCAGAGUGGUUGCAGAAUUCAGGUGAUAAGAUCCGACAAUGGAACUGAGUAUACUUCAGAAAAAUUCAACAAGUUUUGUAAUGAAGCGGGAAUUGAGCAUCAGCUAACAACACCAUAUACUCCCCAACAAAAUGGAGUAGUGGAAAGAAAAAAUAGGACGCUAAUGGAGAUGACAAGGUGUUUGCUCCAUGAGAAAGGACUGCCAAAGAAAUUUUGGGCUGAAGCUGCAAAUACAGCAAUAUUUCUGCUAAACAGAUUGCCAACUAAGGCCUUGCAAAAGAAAACACCAUUUGAGGCUUGGUUUGGAUACAGCAGUCUCUCAAAAGCUUAUAGGAUCUAUCAACCUCAAAAUGACAAAAUCAUUGUUAGGAGGGAUGUCAAGUUUGUGGAAAAUGACACCUGGAGCUGGCAAAAUGAUGAAAAGCAAAAAAAUCUAGAAUCUCUAGAUGAAGAUAUUGAUGAUAUACCUAUUAGAGGCACAAGAGCACUUUCUGAUAUAUAUCAAAGGUGUAAUAUUGCAAUUUUAGAACCAGGAGGAUUUAUGGAGGCUGCUAAAGAUGAAAAAUGA